Cyphellophora attinorum is the source of this 1440-nucleotide messenger RNA. RefSeq lists its product as uncharacterized. The transcript has 4 exons. Bases 1 to 1440 code for a protein of 479 amino acids. Lineage: Eukaryota; Fungi; Ascomycota; Eurotiomycetes; Chaetothyriales; Cyphellophoraceae. The record is from RefSeq and is a predicted model, not a curated record.
AUGGCAUCGCGUGCCUUCCUGCCGCGACUCACCGCGGCCUCUCGCUCUCUCAGAACAGCACCUUCGCCAUUCCUCACAAGAUCCUUUGGUUCAUCGACGAGAAGGCUAGCUGAGGUACAGCCGGUCGUGCCGGUGAAGAAGCCUGUUGGUGCUUUUAGAGGAGGUCUAUUCGGCUUCCUCCUCGGCUCAACACUCGCCGGCGCAUCGGUCUACUACUACAUCCUGGAGGAAUACAAAGUGUCGAAUGAGCUGUUGACCGAGGACAUUUACGCACUGCAAGCCGCUGUUCAGCGCAUUCACUCCUCUGCCCAUGGUUGUCCUCCACGCUACUGCCUACCCUUCCUCGACACUGCAGUGAAAAACGAUCACGAUGCCACUGAUCGAGAACUCCCCCUCCACAACCCGCGCGCCGCCCAACCCGGCUGGGCAUACGUCCCGGACGCCUCCUCCGCCGCCUCCAAUCUACCUUCCCGCUCCCUCGCCGCAGGCGACAACGACUCGCGCAAACGGAAACGCGCAGCAGUAGUCCGCUUAGUCGACUCUCAAAACACUGGUGGCGGCUCUCUCGUGAGGAGUGAUGGCACUGUCGUACAGCAACAGGCAGGCGCAGUGGCGGGAUCGAGGUUCGGCGCAGCGCAACAGGUUACGGGGAAGCAGCAGAAGGCUAUUGAGGCGAGGUUGAAGGAUUUGGGGAGGGAGAAUUACAAGGACUCUGCGGGGACGGUCGCCAUUCCAAAGGUUGAGGGCGCCUUUGCCUCAUUGGGCGGUAGUGCUGCAGGCGGUUCAGCUGCUGGAGGAAGCGCAACGGCAGCAGCGGCAGCGAACAAAAAAGCGACGAAUGUCAAGAGGAUAUUGGGCUACAACCGCAACUUUGGUCACUACCUCGCCGACGAAGAAGCGGCGCUUGCUGCUGGUGGAGGAGGGUUUCAGGGGACUUGGGGCAGCGGCUUGUCUACGAAUGCAAACUCGAAUGCCCAUACACAAUAUGCUGCGGCGGUGGCGGAGGCGAGGAAGAAAAAGAAGAAGGCGCCGCCUCCACCUGCUGCUGCUGCUGCUGCUACAACACCGGUGAAGAAGGAGAAAGACCUUGGCGAUGUUGCCAUGACCGGCACCGACAGCGCUCAGCCAGCAUCACAAACCCCAGCCAAGCGUCCGACCGUCCCACCGGACUCCCCUACGACCGAUCCACUGCUCAAGACCCGCGAUCUCCCACCGAAACCCUCCGCUCGAGUCAUCGCGGCCCUCCUCGCGGAGCCACCUCUCUCUUACGCUGCUGCACGCGCGACGCCUCUGCCAGCAGACCAGCAACGGCCCAGACGAUGGUUCUGUGGGGUGUGUGGGUAUUUCGGCCGGGUCAAGUGUCGGAGAUGUGGCGAGCGGCAGUGUGGAUUGAAGGAGUGUUGGGGAUUGCAUGAGCAGGGUGGUUGUGUGCCGUACUGA